GAUUUUGUGUGUCUGUCGCUUUGCUUGAUGUCAGUUUGUUGGGCCAAAUGGCUUUUCCCUGACAGCAAAGGCCCCGCCCCUCCUGCCACGAUAGCUUAUGCUGGAAGCAGCAGUAGCCAUAGCUUUAUCAAUAAUGACAACCAACACGAUGGUAUGAAAUUUAGCGAGAGCAUUAUCAGCCUCGCCUCUGUGUUUGACCCCGUGCAUGAAUUGGAUAUCGACGGGUUCCCAAAAGCAGAGAGAGAGAACAGCUUCAGCAUCAAUACUGCUGUGAAUCGCAGGUACGGUUACAAAGUACCCACAAGGACUCAAGCCGCCCCGUACGGCCUCAAGGUUCCUCCGCCUCCUAUACUGAAUGUCUUGCACGAUCCCCCUCCUCCACCGCCUCCUCCUCCGCCUUCUCCUCGUCCCGAGCCUUUCGUCCUCUCCGUGAACGCCUACAAAGGACCAUACAGCCCUGAUUAUCUUACACAGUCAACGAUUCGUGAACUCAAUAGAGUGCCUCGACUUGUCCCACAAUACAACCCGCCUUUAAUUUCAUCCGAGCCAUUUAUCCCAAGCGCUACGUACCAGUCAGAUGAAGCUUUUCUGCCAAGCACCUACUUCAUCCAGACGGAGGUGUCCCCGCCAGUCUACUAUCCCAAUGGACAAACCGGCAAAAUCACAGAAACGGCCUACCAGCGCCCAUCCAUUACAACUAUCAAACCAGCGACUCCCCCUCCCAAGAGACAUGUAACAGCUUACAAAGAGCCCCAGCCAUACAAGUACAAUUUAUUACCGAAAUAUACAUCAUUGCCAGUGAAGUACAAUACGCCUGCACCAUAUAAAUACAACACCCCAGAACCUUAUAAAUACAAAACCCCUAAGCCUUAUGAAUACAGUACACCUGAACCCUAUCACAACACACCCGAACCUUACCAGUACAGUACUAAACCUCCUACUUACAGUUCACAGAAAUCUUACAAAUAUGAGCCCCAGGACACCUACAAAUCUUACGCUUCGUCGUCUUAUGAUGUUCCAAAGUUGCAUCCCACCGACUCUCCUUAUAAACAUGAAAAGGGCAAGAAAUACGACUACCGGUACAACGUCGGUUCCAUCUACCACGGCACCGCCUACCGACAUCAAGAGAAGAGCGAUGGAUCAACGGUUCACGGAGAAUACCGGGUGCGGCUUCCAGACGGUCGGCUGCAAGUCGUGACGUACACGGCUGAUCACGAGAACGGUUUCGUACCCAAAGUUCGUUAUGAAGGACCUCAAACUUUAGAAGCAGCUAACAUCCACUUCCAGCCACCCACGCCAACCAAAGUAUGGUGAGCCACAGCUCUAGAAUACUGCGAACUAGGAUCUGCAGCUCUAGGAAAAUGGUUAUAGUAUUGACCUCUGAAGCUAAACAAAAAUCUACGGUAAGCUUCAGUUCUAGAAGAUAAGACUGAAGUGUUUGCCGUUUCUUGGAAGAUACCCUACUGUGACCCAUAGUUUUUCAAAACAUAUAUUAUAUAUUUACAGUUGAAGACAAUGGUGAACUGUGGCUUCCAUAAACGAGUUAUAGCACCCUGUGGUUUGAGAAAGAAAACUUCCGCAACCAGUGGAUUUGGAAGCAAGCUAUAGUGACAUGCACUUUUAGGAUGCAAGAUGCGGAGACGUGCUUUUUAGAGGGCAGGUUAAGUGACCUGUGAUUUCAGCACGCAGCUCUUGAAAGUACCUGCCGUGUUGAGUUACAGCUAAAGUGGUUGGUAAUGCAUCCUAAGUAAAAAAAGAAAAUAAAUAGCCCUCCUAAGAAUGACUAAUUAUAUUAUGAAGUUCUGCAGAAGUAAAUGAAGAAACGUAUGGAAAACCCAGUUCAUUCAUUAUCAUAGUACCUUUUUAU
Messenger RNA from Macrobrachium nipponense, 1867 nucleotides. RefSeq lists its product as uncharacterized. Gene Ontology annotation, cellular component: extracellular matrix. Lineage: Eukaryota; Metazoa; Arthropoda; Malacostraca; Decapoda; Palaemonidae. The record is from RefSeq and is a predicted model, not a curated record. The transcript is spliced from 3 exons. The coding region runs from base 28 to 1314 and encodes 428 amino acids.